Molecule: messenger RNA, 1350 nt
Organism: Calypte anna (Anna's hummingbird)
Lineage: Eukaryota; Metazoa; Chordata; Aves; Apodiformes; Trochilidae
Product: basic salivary proline-rich protein 2-like
Exons: 1
Coding region: 1-1350 (449 amino acids)
Source: RefSeq, a predicted model, not a curated record
AUGACCCUCGGCAACAAGCAGGCACUUUCCAGGCGGGAAGGGACUCCUCGGCGCCCUGCCCCGCCGGCAGCUCUCACAACUCGUCCCGCAGGUCCCGCUGCUCCUUUCAGCGGAACCGUGCCGGAGCUGGAGAUACUGGGGGCUCGGUGCCGCCCACCUCGCUCCUCGCCCCUUAACGUAAGCAAACGCCGGAGGGACGGAGCCUCUCCUUCCCUCCCGUUCGCCCCCAAUCCGGACCCGCCCCGGGGAGCCCUCCCGAGGCCCCGGAGGCCCAGCCCUGCCCCGGCACCACCCUUCCCCGCGGAGGCUGGGUGCGGCGGCGCGGCAUGCCCGCGCUACGGGGAGCCCGGGGAGGAGGGGGACGGGAAGGGACGAAGCCGGAGAUGCCACCCACGCCUACCGGGACCGGCCACUCCCGGCGGACCCCAGUGCUCGCAACCCCGAGGCGGGACCGCACCCCUAACUCGCCCACCGCCCCAGGGCUGUGUCCCGGCGGGGCCCCUCCGUCCGCGGCCGGAGCCGGCGCCCCGGCGGGAAGCACAGCCCCGGUGGCGGAGCUUUACCUGCUGGCAGGGUCGCGGCACCGUUCCUGGCCGGGCUGGGGCCGCUGCUGGCGGCGACGCCCGCGGCCGCCUCAGCUCUCACCCCCGCUGCGGCUGGGUUCUCCCCGCCGAGCACCGCCCCCUUCCUCCCGGCGCUGCGGCGCGGUGGUGCCGCCCAUCCUCCCCCCCCGCCCCGGGAUGGGGCCGUCCGCCAGGGGCGGGGCGGGGGGUCGGCGGGCGCGGGGCGGCUGCGGCGCUCCCGGGGCGGCCCCACCAAGUUCUAUCGGGGGGCGGUGGCGGGAGAAGGCGGAGAGGGCGCCGCUGUUUCCCGCCGGUGCGGCCCUCCCCGUGUACGGAGAGCUCCGCGCCCCCUUGGCGGUGGGGCCGAGCUCUCCCCUGGGCUCCGCCGCCCGAGCAGACCUGCUCGGGGCGGAAAGCGCGGCGGAACCUCGCGGCCGCCACCCGCCCGCAGCCACACUCCUCCGGGAUGUGUACGGCCGACACUGCGCGGGGGCGGCCAGCGCUGCCGCCGGACCAGGAAGUGCGGCCCGCGGCCCCUCCAGCCCUGCACAGCCGCGCCGCGCCCGGCCGAGGCUUCCCGGCACCGGGACGGCGGAGGGGGCGCCGCGGGCCGUCCCGGAGGACCAGCCACCGCCCUCAGGCGGCCCCCCUUGAGCCCCAGAGGACGGGCACGGCCGCUCGCCAGCCCGUCUUCGCUCCCCGCCGGCAGGAGCCUGGCUCCGCGGGCCUCCUCCAUCCCGCCGCGGCCCGGGCGGGAAAUACCUUCGGGCUCUCCGCCGCCGGGUAA